AUGACUUCGUCUGUCAUCACAUCUGCAAUCAAAUCUGUCCAAAGCCACAUUGCAUUCGAGGAUAGUAAGCCUAUACAGCCAAAGUAUCCACGAACUCACUCCCAUUCACAAGAACAGGAACAGGAACAGGACGAACUAAGUGACAAGUAUGAACCUCCUUCCUCUUCUUGCGUCGGUUUGAACUCUCACCGUCCAUCCCGAUUGUCCGUUACUAGCCAUUCAUCCACAGCACGAAAUUCAACUUUUUCAACUUCAUCGUCGGAGUUGGUUUAUGAAUCACAUGAAGCGUUAUUAAAACAAGUUACACCUCAGCUUCCCACUCCACAUGUCUGCAAUAACACCGACUUGCCAAUUACUCCCAUCUCUAAACGUCAAAAAGUUGCUGAAGAAAUUUUGGAAACCGAACUCCGAUAUGUCGACUGUCUGACAAUACUGAAUGAUAUUUACUAUGCUCCUUUGCUUGAAGCAUGUGGAACACCAAACGAGAUUAUUGCAAAAAAGUUCAUCACCGAGGUUUUCUCCAAUCUGAAAGAUAUAUUCGGUGUGAACUGUGAGCUAAAAAAACAGCUCAAGGAGCGUAUCAAAUCUAAACCAUUUGAUCCCGAUACAACAUGCAUCGGCGAUAUUUUUUUGAUGUUGGCAAGUGAAGCUUUGAAACUAAUCUAUCUUACACCUUAUCUUAAAAUGUACUCUCUCUACGUGAAGAAUUUCAACCAUGCGAUCGCACUUGUCUCGGAUAUUUCUCAAAAAAACACUACCUUUGCAACAUUUAUCAAGGAGCAAGGAAUGAAACCUGAAUGCAAAGGAAGAAUUUUUCAAACAUUCCUAAUUGAGCCGGUACAGCGCAUUCCAAGAUACAAACUACUUCUUGAAGAUCUACUCAAACGCACGCCUACGCAACACCCCGACCAUAUUGGUGUGGUUAGAGCACUUAAGCUUGUGUCGCAAGUUGCUACGUUUGUAAAUGAAGAUAUACGUAUGCAUGAGAAUGUGCUGCAAAUGAUCGACAUUCAAAAGGGACUAGCUGGUUUAAAUGAGUCUUUGCUGGCCCCAGGUCGUCGGUUUAUUUAUCGAGGUGCUGUCACGAAAAUUUCACGCAAAAGCCAUCAAGCACGAGAGCUUAUUCUGUUUUCGGAUGUGCUUAUAUAUGCCAGUCCUGGUUUGCUAGAGGAUCAAUUUCUAUUUCAUCGCAAGCUUCCACUUGAUCAAUUUCGAGUAGAGCAUGUUCCAGAUACGGAAACAAUCAAAAAUGCUUUUCAAAUAGUGGCCAGUGAAAAAUCCUUUGCAGUAUAUGCCGAGACUUUUGAGCAAAAAAGCAAAUGGAUCGAAAUUUUAACAAGCACAACUGCAGAAUGGUGUGCAUCGCUUCAGUCAUUUAAAACGGCAAAAUCUGCACAAACACAUCAAUGCGACUAUGUUGCUCCAGUUUGGGUCCCCGAUAACAGAACCGACAAGUGCCAUAUAUGCAAACAAGAAUUCACUUUGUUUCAUCGUAAACACCACUGUAGAGCAUGUGGAAACAUUGUUUGCGGCUCAUGUUCGACCAAAUCAUUUUAUAUUCCCCAUGGUCAUGGUGAACGACUGGAGCGAUGUUGUGAUAUGUGCUUCAAGGAUAUAGUACGCGAUCAAAAGUUUCGUGUUCAGAUUCCUCAUCCGCUAUCGAUCGAUGAUGAAAGAACCGAGCUUCCUGCUUCUGCGCCUAGUGCAAUGAAAAGGACUACGCUUCCACGUCGAUCCAAAGCAGUUGAUUUUGCUCCGAGUACAGUUAGCGAUAGUUCGGAAUCAUCUAUACUUAGUAUCAAGGGAUCACUUUUGUCAUCAUCAAUGGCUGCUUCCACUGCCACUCUGUGGGGUGCAUUGCACCCCGAUCUGCCUAACGGUUGCUCGCUCUGUUGUGGGAUAUAUACGUAUUUACGUCCAAUGCAACUUUGCACCAAGUGUCAUCGUGAUAUUUGCUCACAAUGUCUUUCUCGCAGCAGUAAAACUCUGUGCGAUCCAUGUUCUAGAGGUCUUGAAUCAGACGCGGUUAUUAUUCAUGAGCCUGGUGGUGGAUGGAGUUUUCAACCGACUAUUGGAAAUACUUGACCUCGAUCAUGACUGUAACUCUAUUUUUGAAUCUUUUUAUAUUCCAUCUGCUUGCUUUUUGCAAUUGUUUUUUCCCAAUGUGCUCCCUUUUUAAUGCUUUUUGAAAAUUAAUUAUUCCAAGUCUCUUUUGAAUACCUUGUUCAAUUCCAAAAAUAUUUUUUCCAACCACUAUAUGCCUAUCUCUAUCUAUCAUCACCAGUUUAACCUCAAUUCUGGUGAUAACUUAUUUUAAAUUUGAAAAUGAAUUGUUUACAAUCGUAUUCACGU
Batrachochytrium dendrobatidis JAM81 is the source of this 2352-nucleotide messenger RNA. RefSeq lists its product as uncharacterized. Bases 1 to 2085 code for a protein of 694 amino acids. Gene Ontology annotation, molecular function: metal ion binding; guanyl-nucleotide exchange factor activity. Lineage: Eukaryota; Fungi; Chytridiomycota; Chytridiomycetes; Rhizophydiales. The record is from RefSeq and is a predicted model, not a curated record. The transcript has 9 exons. Gene Ontology annotation, cellular component: cytoplasm.